GUAGCGGUGGCGGCGGUACGGCGCCGCGUCUGGGGAGUGGCUCUCUCCACCGCCUUCCCCCAGCUCGGUGGCGGCGGCUCCUCCUACCAGGGGGGUUGGCGCGGUGGCGGUGGCAUCUACGGCCAUGGCGGCGACUGCUGCUAACCCCGAAAUGACAUCAGAUGUACCAUCGCUGGGACCAGCCAUUGCCUCUGGAAACUCUGGGCCUGGGAUUCAAGGUGGAGGGGUCAUUGUCCAGAGGGCUAUUAAGCGGCGACCAGGGAUAGACUUUGACUAUGAAGGGGCAGGUAACGCUUUAAUUCUUUUUUUCUCCUUCAGGUGUGAUGAUGAUCAGAUGUCUAAUGAUAAGGAGCGCUUUGCCAGGUCGGAUGAUGAGCAGAGCUCUGCGGAUAAAGAGAGGCUCGCCAGGGAGAAUCACAGUGAGAUUGAACGGCGGCGGCGGAACAAGAUGACGGCCUACAUCACAGAGCUGUCGGACAUGGUGCCCACCUGCAGCGCCCUGGCCCGGAAACCUGACAAGCUGACCAUCUUGCGCAUGGCGGUUUCUCAUAUGAAGUCCUUGCGGGGCACGGGCAACACAUCCACCGAUGGCACCUACAAGCCGUCUUUCCUCACUGAUCAGGAACUGAAACAUUUGAUCUUGGAGGCAGCAGAUGGCUUUCUGUUCAUUGUCUCCUGCGAGACAGGCCGCGUGGUUUAUGUCUCGGACUCCGUCACCCCUGUUCUGAACCAGCCACAGUCGGAGUGGUUUGGCAGUACGCUGUAUGAUCAGGUGCACCCAGACGACGUGGACAAACUUCGUGAGCAGCUUUCCACUUCUGAAAAUGCCCUGACAGGGCGUGUCCUGGAUCUGAAGACUGGAACAGUAAAGAAGGAAGGUCAGCAGUCUUCCAUGAGGAUGUGUAUGGGCUCCAGGAGAUCAUUUAUUUGCCGUAUGAGGUGUGGCGAUAGCUCUGUGGGCCCGGUCUCCAUGAACAGACUAAGCUUCGUGAGGAACAGGUGCAGGAAUGGACUUGGCUCUGUGAAGGAUGGAGAACCUCACUUCGUGGUGGUCCAUUGCACAGGCUACAUCAAGGCCUGGCCACCACCUCCUGUCUGUGGGAAAUACAUCUGUAAAGAAGACAGCAAUUUUAUCUCCUUUCCGUCUUUUCUCUCUCAGGUAACCAGCUCUCCCACCUGCACAGACAUGAGUAACAUUUGUCAACCAACAGAGUUUAUCUCCCGACACAACAUUGAAGGAACCUUCACUUUUGUGGAUCACCGCUGUGUGGCUACUGUUGGCUACCAGCCCCAGGAGCUGUUAGGAAAGAAUAUUGUGGAAUUCUGUCAUCCCGAAGACCAACAGCUGCUAAGAGACAGCUUCCAACAGGUGGUGAAGUUAAAAGGCCAGGUGCUGUCUGUCAUGUUCCGGUUCCGAUCUAAGAACCGAGAAUGGCUCUGGAUGAGAACCAGCUCCUUUACUUUCCAGAACCCUUACUCAGAUGAAAUCGAGUACAUCAUCUGUACCAACACCACCGUGAAAAACUCUAGCCAGGAACCACGGUCUGCACUUUCCGGCACAAUCCAGAGGCCACAGCUCGGUCCCACAGCUAAUUUAUCGCUGGAGAUGGGCUCAGGGCAGCUGGCACCCAGGCAGCAGCAACAAACAGAACUGGAAGUGGUCCCAGGAAGAGAUGGACUGGCUGGCUACAAUCAUCCCCAGGUCUCUGUUCAGCCGGUAACAGCCCCUGGGCCAGAACACAGCAAGCCCCUUGAGAAGUCAGAUGGUCUGUUUGCCCAGGAUAGAGACCCACGGUUCUCAGAGAUCUACUCCAACAUCAGUGCAGAUCAGAGUAAAGGCAUCUCCUCCAGCACUGUCCCCGCCACCCAACAGCUAUUCUCCCAGGGCAACACAUUCCCUUCUACCCCCCGGCCGGCAGAGAACUUCAGGAAUAGUGGUUUGGCCCCUUCUGUAACCAUUGUCCAGUCAUCCGCUUCUGCAGGGCAAAUGUUGGCCCAGAUUUCCCGCCACUCCAACCCCACCCAGGGAGCAACCCCACCUUGGACCCCCAGCACCCGCCCAGGCUUCUCUGCCCAGCAGGUGGCUUCCCAGGCUACAGCCAAGACUCGCUCUCCCCAGUUUGCUGUGGGCAACUUUCAGGCUCCAUCCUCCUUCAGCCCCAUGUCCCUCCCUGGUGCUCCGACCACGUCACCUGGUGCUGCCUACCCCAGCCUCACGAACCAUGGCUCCAGCUUUGCUCCUGAGACUGGACAGACUGCGGGACAGUUCCAGACACGGACAGCAGAGGGUGUGGGUGUCUGGUCGCAGUGGCAAGGCCAGCAGCCCCAUCAGCGGUCGAGUUCUGGCGAGCACCACGUUCAGCAGCCAACGGCCCAGCAAGCCGGCCAGCCGGAGGUCUUCCAGGAGAUGCUGUCCAUGCUGGGGGACCAGAGCAACAGCUACAACAACGAAGAAUUUCCCGAUUUAACUAUGUUUCCCUCCUUUUCAGAAUAGAACUGUUGGGGUGAGGAUAAGGGGGUGGGGGAGAAAAAUCACCAUUUGUUUUAAAAAGCAAGUCUUUCUGUAAACAGAAUAAAAGUUCCUCUCCCUUCCCUUCCCUCACCCCUGCUGUGUACCCCCUUUCCCCGCUGGCCUUUCCCCCACCCUGCUGCCUCCGAGAUAACAUGGAUAGAUGCAGUGGAUCGAGUGAAUCUCCAAGGCUGUGGGGCCCUUUGAAAACCUGGGGCUAGAUGCGGUGAAGAGUGCCUCUCCUCUCGUGUCUCUUGGCCAGAACUGGUGCAGAGAUGGUUUGUGCUGGGGCCGAGGGGCAGGUUAGAGGACGCUGACACCCGCUCUUUGCCUUGAAUACUGCGGCGUGUUUUGGGGGAGAAGCUCUGAAUAGGGCGGAGGAGAGGAGAAAUGUCCUGGGAUCUGAGGCCCGUGAAACGUGGUAGGUGUAUGUGGGGUUCAGGAAGUGAGCAUGGGCUCUUCUGCUGCCUGUGAGCGGGUCUCUGGGAAGAAACUCGGGAGGGAGGGAGGGAGAGAGCGAGCGUGUGUGUGAGCGUGCGUGGGUGGGUGUAUCUUCCUUGUCUCCCUGUUAGGGAGUUAUGCAAAAUUCGUCCCAGAGUUUGUCUUUCUGUGUGUUUUUCAAAGAGUCCUAAGGAAUUAAAUCUUCCGGGUGUUUCCACUUCGUAUUGCAGCCAAAGAGCAUUUUAAUAAAUGUCUUUGCUGCACUUAACAUCUAUGCCCAGAUAAUAUGCAACUGUGAGCAAAUAGAUAAAGUCUUCUGUUGAUAUAGUUGGUCUCUCAUCAAACAUUUAGUGGUAAAGCAGGGUCAUUCCUGCUUUUGGUGCUCUCACCUUAUGUGGAAGAUCUGCAGACAUUACAGAAGUGGGCUGGCGAGAUAAACACUUUCAGAAACCCCAGACUUGGCCAUGAAGACAAUGCUGCAUUUUCUGUCAGAAUCACAGAUGAUGUGUGUUCUGUAGAGGUUAUUUCUGCACGGAAACUCAACUUCUUGAAUUAGCAAUCAGUGAAAAUCUCACUGUUGGCGUAUAAACCAAAUACCAAGCCCUCUUGCAAAGUAGCUGCUUUCAUCCUAUCCUCAGUGUUCAGUCUGGCAGGAAAUGGAGAGUUAGGUCUCUCCGGGGCCUGUGGCUCUUUCCACUUCCCUCCAGUCUUGAGAUUGGAUGUUGCUUCAGAGUGUAAGUGUGGUAAUUCCAUGUAAUGGAUGGGGCCUGUACCCCAUCCCCACGGGGGCACGUAGCAAUUAACGAUAGCCAUAUAAAUGCAGACACAGGUCUCUGCUCUCACCCUUUACCUUCCUCAGGUAACAAUCAUGUGUAACAGCCUUUUUUUUUUUUGUUUUUUAAUUGGCUCAGGCCAGUAUCUAAGUGCAAGACUGAAUGAAUAAGGAGAAGACAUAUUAAGUGUAGCCAUAGGGGACUGAGGAGCACAGGUGGCCUUGGAGAGGCUGAGGGAUGUCAUUUCCGAGCUUCCCUCCCUUUGUCUCCAGUCUGGUGCCAGGUAGUGGAGUUGAAAAGGGGACAGUUUAUUUUUUUAUUCUGUGUGCACACAUGCAGUAUACAUAUAUAUUUAUACCACAGUUUAAGAAACCAAAAAGUUGAGUUUCCAGUGGAAUCCUUGUUUUUUAAUAAUUGACUGUUUUUAAAUGUGAUCAAGACUAUAAUAUUGUACAGCUAUUACAGGGCUUUGGGGGAAGGGAAGGGGAGGGAGAAGAUGCUCUGGGGGUUUUGUUUUUUCUUUUCCUUCAGGGUUUUAUUUUUGAUUGUUGUUUUCUUGUUGGCCAUUUCUGUACUGCUGGCAUCUGUGCUGAGCCUUACAGUGGCAAAAAUAAUGACAUGUAGCAAAGAUUGUAAAACAAAAUAUUUUUUCCUUUUGUAAAAUGUCUUGUGUUGUGUGAUCUUGAUUGCGGCUUGUCAUUCCUUUCCAGUUCGAAAGAACAGAGGCGCACAUCUAGACAAAUCCAUAGCUCGAGCCCCAAGGAUACAAAAAAAAGCACAGUGUGACUGUAUAAUUUCAGGAAUCAGAAAUCACAGGGCUCUGAUCACUCAGCACUCCUCCCCCUCAGCUGUCCUCCUGAUCAUGAUACAUCUGAGUAAAAUCAGAAGCGACAUUCUGACUGAAACGGGGGUGAGGGGGAGUUGCUCAAGCCCUCAGAUGGGGGAGAGAGUUGAGGCUUGUGACCAUGAGUGCACAUCUGGAUGCCUUCCCCUGGGAUGUCCUCCUCUUCUGGAUUAAAAGGAGUUAGGGAUGGGGAAACGAAGCUGUUCAAGUCUGGACCUCGUUUCCCUCUAGGACCACGUGGUUCAUUUGCAGAUCUUAAAAACCAUAGGCAUAAGGCUGUAUUCCUGAGGGUCUAUGCAGCUGAGCUAGAAACAGAAUCUAGAACCCAGUGUAUUAUCCUUUCUAUUCCCAGGACCGUCUUUUCCCCUCCUCCAUAUCUGUUUAUGGAAGAAAGCGGGAUUUAGGGUGUGGUUUGGGGACUGAGCUAGACUCUUAUGAUUUGUCACAUGCCUGGAUGUCCAGGAAGCGUUUGGAGAAGCUCGUGUGACUGGACCUGGAUCAGGGAUUUUCAUAACUGAGACGGACGGUGUUCCUUAGGCAGCCUGGCAUCAGAGUGGUGACCACAAAGAGUCACGUGGGAACCCGUCAGUGUUCCCAGUAUCGGGUCAGUGCUGCCAUAAGCCAGGAGUGCUGUUUUUGGUUACUGUAACAACUGAUUUCAUCCAGACUCUCUGACAGGGCGUGUCCUUCCUCAGCAGAACUAUCCGGCUGUUCCCCGGCCUGGGAGCAAUGACAACUUGUAGCCGAUAACAAAAUACAGAUGAUUUUGGAGCCUGUGGGUCCCUUACAUUCCUCCUUCCCAGCCUUGUUAUUUCUUCAUCCUUGAGAGGAGGAUUAGACACAAUUCCCAAAAAUGAGGUUUCAGGGUUGGGAGGUGGGCAAUGAUAACAAAAUGAUAUUAAAGAGAAAAGGAGGGAAAGGCCAGCGCUGUGUCCUCUGUGGACCCACCAAGGGGAAGGUAAGCCCCAUCUGAGUACUCUGUAUUGAGGUCCACAGCUCCAUAAGGACAAUCACGUGGAACUAAAGACCUAGCAGAUCUCCACCCCUACGCAAAUCCACUCCCUCCUUCCCUCUGCUAAUCCCUCUUCUCCCAGCGUUUCUAUCCCCGCCUCCCUCCCCUUAUCCAAAUUUCCCGGUGGGCAGCUGACUACUGGAGCUGACUUCCGCAAUCCUGAUGGAAUAUAUCUAGCCCCCCUAGUCACCCGCACACAUUGUCCCCACGUCCCUGCCGAAACCAGCCCAGAGAACAGAUACCCAGCAGCAGGUAAUGUUUUCAAUUUCCCAAAUCUUUUGGCUUCUCGUUCUUGCUACCUUUCUAUUCUGAGUAUUCGGGACGUAGUGACUUGGGGACCAAAAUGGACUUUUUCUGCACUCUGGGUGAAAACAGUGCCCUUCUUAGGCUAUUUUUUGGCUAA
Messenger RNA from Trichechus manatus latirostris (Florida manatee), 5982 nucleotides. It is a transcript of the gene ARNT, whose product is annotated as aryl hydrocarbon receptor nuclear translocator. Lineage: Eukaryota; Metazoa; Chordata; Mammalia; Sirenia; Trichechidae. Gene Ontology annotation, molecular function: RNA polymerase II cis-regulatory region sequence-specific DNA binding; protein dimerization activity; DNA-binding transcription factor activity, RNA polymerase II-specific. The transcript has 22 exons. Gene Ontology annotation, biological process: regulation of transcription by RNA polymerase II. Gene Ontology annotation, cellular component: transcription regulator complex; nucleus; cytoplasm. The record is from RefSeq and is a predicted model, not a curated record. Bases 125 to 2494 code for a protein of 789 amino acids.